UCUUGAGUCAACACACAUGAAAUAACACUGAUUAAUCAAAAAAGUCAUCACUGACAUUGCUUCAGGAAUUCAAUAUGUUUUUUGCUUGAGAGAGACGUCAAGGGAAUUUAUUACAGCAUAUCCAUUACUUGAUAAAUUAUGUAACAGAUAUUGUUCAAAGAAAAGCAUUAUCUUCUCAGUAAAUAUGAUUUCAGCACAGCUCUGACUGUGGCUUAGAUAGACCAUCACUGUUUUAGUGCCAAGAAAUUCAAGACAAAAUACCCACAAAAAAAAGGUAAACCCAGAAAAACAGUCUUGCUGUGCAAACGUCAUUUGUUACACUCAUAGUGAUCAUUUGUUGUAGCAUCUGGCAGUGUGAUAUUGAAGUCACCACUCGAGAGCUCAGUGACAUUUACUUUGUGCCAAUUUUUCAAAGACAUUAACAGGAGUAUUACAGCACGUAGGUGUAGAAACCCAGGUCAAAGUGGUUCGCAGAUUGAACAUUCCAAGAACAUUGAACUCAUCUGAUAUUACUACAAUCUCGAAAAAUCGUGGACAGUGAUUUUGCGAGUUGGAAACGGGUGAAGAGUGAUCGUUAUAAAAAACUUACCACAUCUGUACCAUGAAAGGACAGCAGAAUGGCGACGUAUUCACGGAGUUUGUCAGCCAUGACAGCAUUCCUGCCGUCGUUGACGGAGCCGCCAUGGCUCAAGCAACUGCUUCCCCAAAGAAAAAACUCCUGACACUAGAGCAGGAGUUCAAUCAGUUGUUCGGAGGUGAUUCUGGAAGGGAUAACAAAAAGAUCAGCAGUUUCCUACGGACAUGCCGCAUGUCACCGAACGAGGCUAUUCGGUCCUCACUGUGGCAGGCGCUGUGCGAAGGUCUUGAUAAGAGUCCGGGACAGAUGUACCAAGAGACAGUUGGCGAAAUCUUUGGACAUGAGCGCCAUCUAGACAUCACGCUCCCUGCCUUCGUAGACCACGAGCUGACCACGCAUUACUUCCUGAAUGAGCAGGGUCUUCAGUGUGCCAAGCGUAUCAUAUGUGUCAUAGCGUACACCGAGCCUGACAUCACCUAUAGUCCUGCGCUAUUCCCGCUCACUUGUCUUUGUCUGCACUAUAUGGCAGAGGAAGACGCUUUUAACGCAAUCUAUGGUCUGUUGCAUAGUAAGAUGGGGCAUAUAUCGCAGACCAAGCUGGCGUAUCAGGCCACGGGACUGGUAAUAAGGGACCUCACCAAAAGAUUUGUUAAAUCUGCCCACAGCUUUAUAGAGCGCAAUACAAAGCAGGUAGAUGUAGUAUUUGAAGGCUGGCUCUGGUGGUUGCUCAGAGAUCUUCCAUUUUCUUACAUGUUACGUGUGAUAGACUGCUAUCUGUUUGAAGGGCGUAAAGUGUUGUACAGAGCUGCACUGGCUGUGUUACAUCUCUUCCAGAAACAUGCAGCGAGAGACGGUGCAAUAAGUACCAGUGCUGCUGUCCAAGCAGCCAUUAGUCAGUUCUGCAGGGAUAUUAAAAAUAUUGUUACAGUGGAAAAAUUCUUAAAGACGGCAUUUGGUAUCCGAGGGCUCAAGCGGAAGGAUAUCAACAAACUGUAUGUUAAACAUGACAUGUUCCUAAAGAGUAAGGUUCACCUGAGGGUCGGCAGCAGUCAUGGACUGGUCAAAGCCAAGUCCUCGGAGUCGCUCGGACCUAUGCGGGCAAACAAGUCAUUUAUUGGACCUCCCAUGCCUAUACAUGAGAUUAACUCUACCAUUUUGUCACAUGAUGAGUGGCUUCCAUGUAAUCGCAAACUCGGGAGGUCAAGGUCAGUGGGUAGAAUUGCGCUGGCCGACGCUAAGACUAAUGUUUUGACUUUGGAACAACUGCAGACUAUCUGGUCAUGGCUGCCAUACAGGAUGACUGUGUACCAGCCGGAGCUGUUGUUUUCUACUGAGGAACAUGGGACCAGCCUCAUCACGCUGUACCAGAAGAUAGAGAACAAAGGAGCCGUCAUUCUGGUCAUUAAAACAGAGAAAGAUGAGGUAUUUGGUGCCUACUGCUCCAACGACUGGUCAGAAAGAAUACAGUACGAGAAAAGACUGACAUAUUUUGGGACGGGGGAGACAUUUCUGUUCACUCUUGUACCAGAGGUAGAGAAGAUUGAGUGGGUUGGGCUGAAGAAGCCGCCAGAGGAGAUCUCUAAUACAGGCUAUAUGUUCCAGGCAGGGGACAGGACCAUGCUGACUAUUGGAGGAGGAGACGGCGAGGGAAUCCAGCUUGAUGAAAAUCUUUUCCAGGGUCGGACAGAACGAUGUAACACCUUUGAAAAUGAACCUUUGUGCGAAGACGGAGAUUUCCACUGCAAGGUUGUGGAGGUGUUCGGCUUCAGUUAGCCGGCCAGUAUUGGACUAACCAUUGCUCCACAGACCCCAGGUCUGACCACACGUUUACUGCUGAAUGUCUGCUUUUGAUCUGAUGAAACAGCUCAACAGUUACUCAAUACGCAAAUACAACAACCUGGACCAAAUGUGCCUCCAACAGAAAGUCUUCUUCAAUGUGUUGUUGGAAGUAAUAACGACAUUAGCAUCGUAACGUACUCGUUGUUGUAUCCUGAAGUAUCUUGUGUGGUUUGGAUUCUGUUGAAGGCGCAGUAAUACUGUUAGAAGAGGAAAAUAAUGGGAUAUAGAUUGUUGAUUGCAUCACAGUGAAGGACAAGGGUGGAGGUUCCACCAAGCAGAUGAUUAUUGUUACUUCUUGUUGCUUUAGCCCCAAGUGUAUUAGACUGUAUUGUACUGAAUGUGUUAAAUGUGACAACACUAUUGGAAUGUGUUAGAUGUGACAACACUGGAAGAUUGUGGUAGGAGUACCCACACUAAUGAAGAGUAUUGGCUGGCACUUCAUGAAUGUCCAGAAACAAAAGUGAAUAAAAAAUCAAAAUCCAUAAAAAAGUACAUGUAAACUGGUUGCAUGUUGGUUGGAUUUUAAAUUGGCACAUUCUACACAGCCACAUUGUCAAGGUUUGCAGAAGCUGCUUUUUGCCAUGGGAUUCCCUGAUGUUACAAUGAAAACAAUGCUGUUGCACAUUUGAUGCUGACACGUUCAUGGAAAAUACUGAAAGAGACAUUUAUCCAUAACAAAUAUAAAGCAUGUGCUGUUCUCUUGUGUUGUCUUGAAGACUGUGUCCUUGUUGUAAAGGCCGCGUUGUGUUAUAUUUAUAUAUGUGGCAAUGACUUCCAUAGAUAUGUAUGGUAUUAGAAGAACAGUGAAUGGCACAAUAUGAUAGUAGGCCAACAUAUCUUUCACUUCUGAAUAUUGGUGAGAGUCUGUGAUAUAGCUGUUAAAACUCCCACGCACAGAUAAGCUUUACUGUAAGACUUUAGUUUAGAUCUUACCUUGGGUAUUAUUGCCAUCUGCCUGUCUUGGUAACUAGCUCCAUCUACAGUACAGAGUAAGUGGGGUUUCUGCCCUCAAUUGACUAUGUUCAGUAUUCAACAAUACUAUUAUAAACAUUUUCCUUUCAAAAUGGUGGACUUAGCCUGCUUUCUUCAAACUUAAACCAAAGCCAAGGCAAUAUAGGCUGCCCUUAACCAACUUCAUGUAAUUUUAUGCCAUAAUCAAAUAUUAAUUUAUCAGGAUAUCUUUGAUUAUUUUCUGUAAAUAACAAACUUGUCUCUUGAUAUAUAGGCCAGUGAUAUGAUUCUUGUCAUCAAUAUUAGAACUACUCUUGAAAUGAUUGCUUGCUUAUUGAAAAGUACAGUAAUUAAACCUUUCUUCAGUCAGUAAUGUGAAUGGAUAAACGCUUAAAAAAAAUUAAGAUAUUGCCCCAAGGGUGUGAAAAACGUGUCAAAAGCGGGUUUGGCCUAAGUAAAAUGAUAUCCACUGGAAUAUGUCUAUAAUAACAAUAUUGACAAGAGAGGAGGUAGUUGCAAUAUAUUUCCUUUGAAGGCCUUCUAAGAAUGAUGGCUGUAGGACUGAGACUGAUUUGUUGUAUUCAGCAAUUUACUAACAACGGAAAUGGACUGUCCAGAUAAGAUUUAGCAUGUUUAUAGUGCACUUUUCUGCAUUAAUUGUAAAAUAUUUCAACACUUCUACCGAUAACACAGACACAUAGUAUUACCCUCAUACAUUGGGUAAGUCCAUUAUACUUGCAUGAUUAAAUUAAUUUGUAUGAUAUGUAUAUAUUAGCCUGCUUUCUAUCUAUGACAGCUUGAGGGCGUUCCAAAACCUAGUGUUUGCCUCCUGCUGAAGUUUAAACUGAAAUAUAAUUGCAUCUUUGUCUGAGUGUAAAUUAUUUUGCAUUCAGGUUUUCAGGUAUUCAUUUGAAUCCUAUCAUCAUAUGUUGCCAUACUUCUGAUUAUAAGUUCAUUAAUUUUAAGCAAUAAAAGCUAGUUGCUUGAUGGGAAUCUGACUCUGUUGUAGAUGUAGUUAUGUAGUAGUCCAUCACAGUUGUGACAUUUUGUUCCAGUGGUACAGUGCAGCUGUGACAUUACGUGUCAUUGGUACAGUGCACCUGUGACCAGCUUAGUUAUAACCAUUUAUGGUAGUAUCAAGUAUGACAUUUACAGAUAAUGUGACAUCUGAAAACUUGUAAAAUGGCUUUGCCUAGAUGGGUUAAGUCAAGUGAAUUAAGAAGUAUUUAACACUUACAACAAGUAAAUAUUCAGUCUCUUGUUGUGUUGUUUAUCAUCAUUAUUUAUGUACCUACAAAUAUUGGUUAUUUCCCAAAACUUAUCUCUGAUAUUAUACUUGCAUAAGUUGCAUUGUUAAUAUUCAAAAGGUAUGGAUGAUUCACUAAAUAAAGUAAUCAGUGUUGUUCCUUAUGGAUAUGUUUUCACACAGGUUCUCCUUCAAUUCUCCCACUGUACCAUGUAUUAUAGUGGUCCUUUCACUCCUCGUUAUCUCCAAAUGAUUUUAGAUCAAACUUAAUGUGUUAGAUGUGACACUGGCAGAUUGCGUUGGGAGUGACAACACUGUUUACUACCAGUAAAGGCUCCUUUGACCUCGUGAUGUUGAAAUGUAUUCAGUUUUGAAAAAUCUCUUUCUUAAAUUAUAAGUUAAUCAUGAAUAAUGACACAUUACUUUUUUCAAGUGGAAGUGGCUAUCAGUUGCUUCAUAAAUAAUUUUUCCUUAGUAAAAUGUAGGUUUAUCAUCUAAGGGUGAGCGGGUGUACCCACAAAAAAACUCAAAAAUCCUUGAUUGACAUCUGUCUUAUCUCUGUUGAGCAUAUGUUUAUUGUGUACAUGCUAAAGUUUUGUUCUAUUUGUGGACGUGAGAUCGAGACUGAUCAAUAAAGAAGGGCGGUGCAGUAUUGUAAA
Molecule: messenger RNA, 5272 nt
Organism: Lingula anatina
Lineage: Eukaryota; Metazoa; Brachiopoda; Lingulata; Lingulida; Lingulidae
Product: GTPase-activating protein skywalker
Source: RefSeq, a predicted model, not a curated record